Colossoma macropomum (tambaqui) is the source of this 2487-nucleotide messenger RNA. It is a transcript of the gene atg4da, whose product is annotated as autophagy related 4D, cysteine peptidase a. NCBI's taxonomy places the organism in Eukaryota, Metazoa, Chordata, Actinopteri, Characiformes, Serrasalmidae. The transcript has 11 exons. Gene Ontology annotation, molecular function: protein-phosphatidylethanolamide deconjugating activity. The record is from RefSeq and is a predicted model, not a curated record. The coding region runs from base 390 to 1898 and encodes 502 amino acids.
GGGUGCGUCUACAAUGACAACAGGAACUAAUUGCGCAUUAGCUUGCUGGAAAGCCGUAGCGUAGCUUGAAACGCGUUUCACUCACAGUUACUACCGGUAAAACAAUACUAUCUUGGAUGGUUAGAGAAAAAGACACUCGUUUUGAUUAGUGGUAGCCGGAAUGGCUCCAUACAGCCACGGUUUUUCCAUCCACUGGGGUUUGGAGGCGAGCUAGCUUUUCCUGUCCUUGCCUUGACAUCCAAUACUUUUUCCCGACCGCUGCUCCGGUUUAUCGUCAGGUUACUAUCUGCCGUGGGAUUAAAAACGUAAAGGAAUAGCGAAUAUGAGGUGUUCAGUGUUAAGGUGGCGGUAGUGAUGUCACUCUGUGGAGGUCAGUUUGAGACCAGAGGAUGAACUCCGUCUCUCCCAGCGCCGCUCAGUAUGUGGGCAGCGGGGCGCUUCACGAUGACCUCGUCGAUGGCAGGAGACUGCCGUCCACCUCAGCGCAGGUUCUGGAGCCCAGGAGCCAUUUUGGCCAUGCGUUGCUCGCUGACAGCAACAAAGAGGGUUCUGGAGAGCCGGACGAAGUGGAUCGCCUGAAACUGAAGAUAAUGUCAGCUUGGAACAACGUCAAAUACGGAUGGUCAGUGAAAACCAAAACUGUCUUUAACAAAACGUCCCCUCUGAUCCUGAUGGGCCAGUCCUUCUUGCUCAACAGUGAAGACGAGGUGGAGCGUUUCCGGCUAGCGUUCGGCUCUCGUGUCUGGCUCACCUACAGGAAGGAGUUUCCUCAGCUGGAGGGAUCGAACUUGACCUCAGACUGCGGCUGGGGCUGCAUGCUGCGCAGCGGUCAGAUGCUGCUGGCCCAGGGGCUGAUGGUCCACUUCCUCCCUUCAGACUGGCGAUGGCCAGAAUGUUCGCAGUUGACCGAUGUUGAUUUCGAGGUGCUGAGGCCGCGCUCCCCGUCCCGCACUGCUGCCAUCUCCAUCCCCUCCUUCAGCUCGUCCUGGGGCGCCGGCGUAAUCCAAAAGCAGCCGUCCAGUAUAGCUACUAGUGAGGGGCUGAAACGAGCCCAGUCAGGUCGUCUCCAGUCAGGACGGGAGCCACAGGCUGAGGGGCUUCACCGCAGGGUGGUCUCCUGGUUCGGGGAUCAGCCUUCUGCGCCGUUCGGGGUGCACCGGCUAGUGGAGCUGGGUAAAGAGUCGGGGAAGAGGGCAGGGGAUUGGUACGGACCCUCACUCGUCGCACACAUACUGCGGAAAGCAGUGGCCAGAAGCUCAGAGGUGCAGAAUUUAGCAUUGUACGUGGCUCAGGACUGCACAGUGUAUAAAGAGGAUGUGAUUAGGCUGUGUGAUCAGAGCGUGUUGGACUCCGGCAGCAGUUCGGACUGGAAGUCUGUGAUUAUCCUGGUGCCGGUGCGGCUCGGAGGAGAGACGCUCAACCCCUCCUACAUCGAAUGUGUAAAGAACAUUCUGAGGUUGGAUUGCUGUAUCGGGAUCAUCGGAGGGAAACCCAAACACUCACUCUUCUUUAUUGGCUUUCAAGAUGAGCAGCUAUUAUAUUUAGACCCACACUACUGUCAGCCUGUGGUGGACGUCACACAAGGCAGCUUCUCACUGGAGUCAUUUCACUGUAACUCUCCCAGGAAGAUGAACUUUAACAGAAUGGAUCCCAGUUGUACCAUCGGCUUCUACGCUCGCAGUAAAAAAGACUUUGAGUCUCUGUGCUCAGCGGUCAGUGUGGCGCUGUCGUCGAAGGAGCGCUACCCCAUCUUCACGUUUGUGGAGGGCAGAGGGCAGGACUACGGGCUGGAUGGCUACAGUGGAGGGAGCACAGACGCAUCUACGCAUAUUAUCCCUCCUGGUGGACUCAAUGGGAACAAAAAGAGGGGCAGCGCUGAUGAGUUUGUUUUUCUGUGAGGAAGAAGCUAUGUGUGUAUCACCACCCUCUGCUCUUCAUGACAUUUUUGGACAACUAUACCUCUUAAACGAACAAACCAGCGCUGUUCAGCCUAAUCUGUCUUUAACUUGUAUGGCUGAUUACCACAGACAGUAAUGCAAAACUUGCUUGCAGAGCAAACCACUGAGCAGUUAUGCUGGACAUCCAUGGAUAAGUAUUUGAAAUAUGUGCCUAUGCAGUGCGAGUAUGAGAUGGGAUGUGUUAUGAUAAAACAGUACAGUUCUUAGGAUGAGUCAGACAUGAGAGAAUGUCUCACCAAAGCGCUUUUUUAACCAACAUUCAACUGCAACACUAAAAAAAGAAGUUCCAGGAACUUUUGCUUUCCAUGAGGUUUUCUGGUAUCUGUUGCGAGCCUGUGGAAACUCCGCCCACAGCACUACAGUGACAACAUGGUGGAAAUCUGAAAAACUGUUCCCGAUUCUGAAAGAGUGGAUGAUACAGAUUUAUAGCUACAUUUACAAAUAUACCUUUGACUGAAAAAUGUAUAUAUCGCUGCUGUCGGAAGAAACCUUGUGUCUCCAAAAUGGUAACUUUACAGGAGAAGGAAAA